UUGCCCUCGCCCAUGCUCUCGCUGACGACUUCCCUCACUGCGCUCUCGUCCGGCCGCCCGGUCGUGACGACGCCCCGCGCCGCGUGCACGAUGCGCGCCGACUCCAGCCGCCGCGACGCCCUCGUCACCGGCUCCGCCAUGCUCGCCGCUGCGACGACUGCCGUCUCUAGCGCGUCGGCCAAGUCGGGCGAGUUUGGCAAGAUUGGCAUCUUUGGGAUGUCGGAUAUCUCGAGCCCAUACCAGCCCGGCGGCCCCCAGUCGGGCCCCGACGCAACCUUCGGCUUCAAAAAGUCGGACGGCGAGUUCCUGGCAAAGGGCUACCAAAAGGACGUCUCUCGCGAGAAGAAGUCCUUCUUGGAGUCGUCGUCGCGCAUCUCGUCGCUGCAGCCCAAGAUUGACUCGAAGACGUGGUGGUUCCUCCGCGACGAGCUCCGCAUCCAGGCGCGCGCGCCGCCCGCCAAACUCGAGUGUGGCUGCCCCGCCUACACUAUGCGCUCGUCGAUGCUUGCGAUGAACGGCGUGCUCGAGGGCGAGAAGAAGGCGCGCGCCCCCUCGCCCACCGCACGCCCCGCGGCGAACAGGGAGGCGGCGACGAAGGCGUACAAGAAGUACUGGUCCGAGAUCGAGGCCUUCGACCUCGCGUGCAAGAAGAAGGAGCCCGCCCUGGCAAACAAGGCUCGGGAGUUUGCGGACGUUCUCGCCGCGCUCAAGACGUACACGGACAUCGCCGCGUGAAGAGAUUAGACCAGAGCCUGCCGACGAUAUCGGGAUCGCCUGACACGGGCCUCCCCGGCACCCGAUGCGCCCUCUCCUGUGUAUGAAGCACUUGGGUCGGCGGCGCGGGACUGUGUGUGAUGCUGCGCCGUUUUACAUUUACAACAGACCAAACCAACCACAAGAAGCGCGAUGAGCGAGACGGAAUGAGAGACGAGACUCGAGAGAGCAGAGACCGCUGCGCCGGGCUGGGCGAGCGAGUGCGACUCCGCCGAACACAGCGGCCGCCCCGCAUGUGCUCGCAGUGACACAAUCGGCCGACACGGUGGGACCGAUCGCAAUGCCCGCCUAGCCCCCUAACCCCCUUCCCGCGACCGUACGUACAGAGGAGCGCGCUGCCCCUCGGCGCGGCGAGGCGGCGGGCGCCGCCGCAGCUGCCCUCACCAAAACUCAGAGUCCUCGAAAAACAUAAAGUCUGUGAUGGUGAGCAUGAAGAGCGACAUGGUGAGGACGGACCACAUCGUCCAGUACAGCGAGCAGCAGUUGAGGAAGAGCGCGCCCAGCGUGCUGUACACCAGCGCGUACCGCCGGGUGUUCAUGAUGCCGAAAGCCAUGCUCCUUCUGAUACCUGU
This is a messenger RNA of Emiliania huxleyi CCMP1516, 1346 nucleotides long. RefSeq lists its product as hypothetical. NCBI's taxonomy places the organism in Eukaryota, Haptophyta, Isochrysidales, Noelaerhabdaceae. The record is from RefSeq and is a predicted model, not a curated record. The transcript is spliced from 6 exons. Bases 13 to 735 code for a protein of 240 amino acids.